UACCGUGUCGUCCGUGCAAGAGCGCUUUGAGUUGGGGGGCCGCUAUAGAUCCAGCCAGACACACUUGCGUGGUGCAGGAAAGAACAAGGAGACACCGAUUUUCGCACUUAUCGCGUACGGAGGGUUUUAGCGCGCAAAACUCCGUACUGGAUAACGUUGCUAGAGCAUUAAGAGAAAGCAAGAGGUGUCCAAAGCCACCACGAAAAGUGUGCCCGCUGUACGAGAUCGCGUGCCGUUGCAAGCAAAUCGUUGAUUAGAUGAUCCUGUUAAGCGGCCAAUAAAUUUGCACCAACAGUAGUAAAGCCCCCAAAAAAACGUGACAGUUUUCGAGAAAGUGUUAGCAAAAAAGAGCGUUAACCUCUUUGCUACUAGUUCUUCUUGGGUGUAUAUCAAGUGAAAGUGAAUAUCCCAUGUGUCUUGGGUGUGCGUGAGUGAAUGAGUGUGCAACAAAACUAUUAAUUACUUGAAGAAAAGCGGGAAAAAAACAUUACCAGUGAUCUAUCUAUACAAGCAAAUAAGCUAUACACACAAAACAAAAUGACGCCCAAACCAGAGGAAAGCAUCCCUGUCGUCCAUGUGGGCGACGAACGUGAGCUUGGCGAACCGGGACUAAACAACAGCACCAGUUUGAGCAACCUUAGCGCCAACCUAAAGCUAAACGCGUUCAUCAACAAUGGUUUCGUGACCGAUUGUGCCCAGGCGGAAAAGUUGGCCGCAAUGGAGCAGCACCACGAAGCGAAAAACACCAACCAGCAGCAUGGCGUCCUGAUGACCACCAACGGUAGUGCGGCAACAGUGGCCGAAAAACCGGUGGUAGACUUUGACGAUCUGCUACCGCACGUCGGCGAAUUCGGCCGUUACCAGAAGAUACUGUUCCUGCUGAUGAUACCGUUCGCGUUUUUCGUGGCGUUCGUGUACUUUUCGCAGAUAUUCAUCACCCUCGUGCCGGAGGAGCAUUGGUGUUACGUGCCGGAACUGCAACACCUGUCCGUGGAGGAAAGGCGUGCAUUGGCCAUUCCCGUCGAGGAAUCGUUUGGAGCACACCUGGACGCGGGUGGUAUCGGCGAUGGGAGCUUACCGGUCAGCUACAGCAAAUGCACGAUGUAUGCCGUUAACUUCACGGAGGUGCUCGCUAACAACAUACGCAAGCCGGAUCCAUCCUGGCCAACGCAACCCUGCCGGCACGGUUGGGAGUACAACUUUACGGACGUACCGUACCAAACGGCAGCAACUGAUUUCGAAUGGGUCUGCGACCAUGCGUACCUUCCAACGUUGGCGCAGUCUAUCUUCUUCCUGGGUGCGAUCGUCGGUGGACUGUUGUUCGGUUGGAUUGCAGAUCGAUACGGACGCAUUCCCGCACUCGCUGGUUGCAAUAUCGUCGGUUUUGCGGCCGGUGUCGCUACGGCAUUCGUAGGCAACUUCUGGCAGUUUAGCCUGUGCCGGUUUCUGGUCGGAUUUGCCUUCGAUAACUGCUUCACCAUGAUGUACAUCUUAGUUUUGGAAUACGUUGGCCCAAAAUGGCGCACAUUUGUCGCAAACAUGUCGAUCGCGCUGUUUUUCACCACCGCGUCCUGCGCAUUGCCCUGGAUUGCGUACUAUCUGGCGGACUGGAAAACGUUCGCUAUUGUCACAUCGGCACCGCUAGCUUUGGCCAUCCUUACCCCACUGUUGGUACCGGAAUCGGCAAGAUGGCUCGUUUCGCAGGGUAAGAUUGACAAAGCCAUCGGAAUCCUUAAGAAGUUCGAAACGAUCAACAAGAAGACGAUCGAUGCCAAGGUGUAUCAGGAAUUCAGUGACAGCUGCGUGAGGCUUCAGGAGGAAGAGGCUGCCAAUAGCAACUACUCUGUACUGGAUCUGUUCAAGACGCCACGCCUGCGCAACAUCACCAUCCUGCUGAUCGUCAUCUGGAUGGCCAUUUCGCUCGUCUUCGAUGGUCACGUGCGAAACGUGGGCUCGCUGGGGCUGGAUCUCUUCUUCACCUUUACGGUUGCUGCUGCCACGGAGCUGCCGGCCGAUACCUUCCUCACUCUGACGCUGGAUCGUUGGGGACGGCGAUGGUUAGCCUGCGGAACGAUGGUUGCCAGCGGGCUGUUCAGUCUGUUCGCCACCAUGGUACCGAUGGGUGCCUACUCAGCGACAUUGGCAAUUUUGGGACGUUUCAGUGUGAACAUUUCGUACAACAUUGGUUUGCAGUACGCGGCCGAGCUGCUUCCCACGGUCGUCCGGGCACAAGGUGUCGCGUUCAUCCACAUCAUGGGGUACGUGGCGAGCAUUGUGGCCCCGUUCGUCGUUUAUCUGGCCAACAUCUCGCCCUCCCUGCCACUGAUCGUGCUUGGCAUUUUGGGUAUCAUCGGGGGAUUGCUGUCCCUGCUGCUGCCUGAAACACUUGGACACGACCUGCCGCAAACGCUUGCCGAUGGUGAAGAUUUCGGACGAGGGCAAAAGAUUUGGGACUUCCCCUGCCUAACGAAGAAAGUGGAUGACGUUGAAACCUGCGAUGAUCUGCCCGUAGAGCGGUUUACCCGUGCCACAUCUAAGUCCUCAAUCGGUGCUUCCCUUCGGGCUUCGACCCGAGGAGAGCUUCGGUCGAGCAUGCUCAACCGUUCGAUACGAUCGCGCGUAUCGGUCCGCUCGCUAGCGCAAUGCAAGGAGGAACAGAUUUCGGGCGGCGUAUAGAGGUCUACCGACAUAUGUGAAGGUAGCGGAAGGAAGGCUAAUCCAAUCAGCUCAGCGCAGUUUUGGAGUAUGCGGAUCACUAAAUUGUAGUUUGUCUGAGCGACAGCGGCAUUGUAACAUGUGUAGCUUUUAAUGUGUUUUGUUUUAAACUCGUCAGCGUCGUGGUACAAUUCUAGUCAACCGUAUCGGAUGAUUUUCAGAGAGAAGUAACACACACUUGACAUGAUAGUAGUUUUAUGCGUUGUCCAGGUGUGGCACCAACAGCGGCGGGAGAUGCUGUUGUGCUGCAGUGCUAAAGCAUUAAAGGGACUGAACAUCUCCGCUGGCGUCAUUUACGCAAUAGAAACAUCACGCGACCACAAGUUCCUAAAUCCAGGAAAUCGAACAAACCAUUCGUCUUCUAUUGUGAGCACAAAUGCCAUCAUAAAUGAUACAAAUCGUAGUGGCCAAAAUCGUUGCAUCGGAAAGUAUUACGUUUCAAUCGCACAGCAUGCGCAGCAGCACUAUCAAACAACCGGACGUACGGGAAGGCUGCAGCAUCUCUCCAUCAGAGCACGAAAUCGGCACCACGGCAUAUCAAACUGGGGCGGAAACGAUUGUUUCAGCAAACGAAAAGUAUUACGAGUUCCCGGCAGCAAGAUCGCGAUCAGUGCUAUAUUUAAUGAUAGGAGUACUCACUAUCACUAGGGAAUAGAAGCUAAUUUAUGAUACAGAUACGUGUUAGGGUUAGCAUGGGAGAAAGUAUGGCAAAAAAGGUGUUAGUUGUUUGUAAGGCUGUUGGAUCCAACAGCAAACUAAUCCUUGUCGAUUACGAGGAAGCUAGACGUUAAGAAGAAGCUAUCAACUAUCUACAUACGAACGCAAAACGGUGGACGUGAUCAAAAAGGAAAAGAGAUUUCACUAAAUGAAGCUCCAACAGGUGCGGGAGCUCCCACAACGAUGGACAGGCAUUAAUGUUACGAAAAGUUUUAUUUAUUCGCUAAUCCUUACCAAACGUCGCAACAGUUCGCAAGCGCAAUCGCUUCGAAAGUGGAACGGCGCUUUAUGUGAUACGUAGGAUUCGGGCAAAUGAAAGGUUGUGAGUGGUAAAAUUGUUGUAAUUUAUCCAAUGUAGUCUCACCGUAUCAAAAGAAAAUACAAUUUGAGCAAA
Molecule: messenger RNA, 3826 nt
Organism: Anopheles moucheti
Lineage: Eukaryota; Metazoa; Arthropoda; Insecta; Diptera; Culicidae
Product: organic cation transporter protein
Exons: 7
Coding region: 538-2676 (712 amino acids)
Biological process (GO): transmembrane transport
Cellular component (GO): membrane
Molecular function (GO): transmembrane transporter activity
Source: RefSeq, a predicted model, not a curated record